AUGAAGGAAGCAGGUAUUAUUUGUACAGCUUCAUCACACCCAACCACAGGAUGGGUGGUACCUUUUACGGUAGUGGAGGAAAAACCCUACGGACAAAGAGGGCGAUUUAUUGCUUGGACAAGAGAAAAGAAUGACAAGGAUGAUUGUGAGGCUGAUGUUCCUCUGGGACAUAUUUCUCGAUACCUCGAUGUAGUUUACGAUGAAACGGCAACAUUAUUUGAUUUAAAGGCAUCAUUUUUCCAGAUGGCACUACCGGUUAACAGACGUGCCAGUUUCCGUUGCCGCACGGAAUCAGGAGAACUCGUUGAGUUCACUCGCCUUCCCAUGGGCUAUAAAUGUAGCCCCGAGAUUUUAAAUACCAUUACAAGAGUCCUAGCUGGCGAUCCGGCUUUGGUAUUACCACAGUAUGCAGCGCCCACACAGAAUUACAAAUACACGUUUGGAUUGAUAACAUCAGAAGAAGUGGUCCACACGAAAAGGUGGAAGUUUGGGGAAAGCAAAUUUUGA
Trypanosoma theileri is the source of this 507-nucleotide messenger RNA. RefSeq lists its product as uncharacterized. Bases 1 to 507 code for a protein of 168 amino acids. NCBI's taxonomy places the organism in Eukaryota, Euglenozoa, Kinetoplastea, Trypanosomatida, Trypanosomatidae. The transcript has a single exon. The record is from RefSeq and is a predicted model, not a curated record.